CAUACAGCAACACGGAAGGGCGUAGAUAGGUUUGUGGUCGUUUCGGUUGUGAGUAGAUUUUUAACGCUAAAGGAGUGUAGUUCAAACUACUUGAUAAUUAUAUAUAUAUAUAUUUUUGCUAUACACGUCAAACAAUCAUAUUACUGCUAACAAAUAGGUAGACUUGUUUAAUUAGUUUUUUUGGGGGGGGGGUAAAUUGCGUUUUCGUUUAAGCGCGCAUUGGAGUUACAGUCCGACAGCAAUGGCGAGAGGCUCGAGUUUGAAAGCACUGGCUUCUGCGUUCCUAGGUCUUUUACUAGCAGCCACUGCUUCAUCCUUUUCAAUAACCAGCAAGUCGGACAAAGUUUCGGUCCCGGAAAACGCAGCUGCUGAUCUGUCCUGUGAGUAUAGUGCGGAUUUUGGUGACCCAAGAGUUGAAUGGAAAUUGGAGACCAGCAAAGGAAUUGAAUUUGUUUUCUACAACAACCAGCCAACAGCGGCGUACGUGGGCCGCAUUGAAAGAUACACUGGUGGACUUCGCUUCAGUAAGGUUACACGCAAAGAUAAUGGCGUCUACACGUGUGAAGUGACUUCUAAUGGUGGCUAUGCAGAAAAGAUGAUCCAACUCAUCGUACAAGUGCCUCCCUCCCCUCCUGCGUGCAGAGUGCCCACCUCUGCGACCACGGGAUCGCAGGUCACUCUGACCUGUUCAGAUAAGGAUGCGUCCCCCAAGCCCACUUACCAAUGGUUUAAAAACAAGGUUCCUGUCCCAAACUCGCCAAAACAACUCGCAGCCUUCCAGAACUCCUCCUACACGUUCGACCCCUCAACAGGGACUCUGACAUUUCAACCUGUGGCGAAAAUCGAUUCCGGGGAAUAUUACUGCCAAGCACAAAACGGAAUUGGGCAGCCUAGCAGUUGUGGAGCUGUACGAAUGGAAGUCGGGGAUGUGAACGUCGGGGGGAUCGUUGCUGCAGUCAUCAUAGUGGCGCUGACGAUUGCUGUAAUUGGAUUGGCUCUCUGGUAUGCGAAUCGUAAAGGGUAUCUGCCCAAACGAAAGGAAAAAAAACCUAAAGUGGUGUACAGUGUGCCUCCAGUUAGAGACACUGACCCAGGAGAUGAUGUCGAUUUCAGACAGAAGUCUUCCUUUUUGGUGUGACCUCUUCUCGUGGAUAGACUCCGGUCAUCACAAACUCUUCUGUAACUUAUUUUAUAUUUUCUGUAAAGAACAAAUGCAACUUCCCGUGUUUUGCUGACAGCCCCCUGUGUUGGAUUAUGUUUGGUUAAAUUCAAGUGUCUUUUUUUUUUUUUUUGUGGAUUGCAGUGUUAUUGUGUGCGAUGAGGAGUCCUGGUUUUAUAAUAUGUAGUGUCGCAUCCCACGGUACUCAAUUUCUAACACAAUAUUCCUAAAAUGAGUUUAGAAUUUUUUAACCAAUUUUUAGAAUCUAUUCAAACCACACUGCAACCCUGCAAAGGACUCGACACCCAAUUACGUUUAGGAAGAACUGAGUCAUUGUUUUAUUUUGUAUUCUAAUUUUAAAUUCAACGGGUAAAAGAAAAAAAAUGUCCAUGCUUUAAGAUGGAGCCACAUGUCCCGUUAGUUAACUAUGAAGACAAAUCUCUAAGCUGAAACCUAAAUGAAUGAUGCUCGUAAUGAAGCCGUAACUUUCACAUGGUAGAAAGUGGCAGGUGGGGGCACCAGAAACAGACAGCAGGACUCUAGUAGCUUCUAAAACACCCCCCAUGGUGCAAAACAGAAAAAUCUGAAGAAUGGACCACAUUUCAAUAUGGUCAACCACACCUUCCUAAAAUAACGUUGUUUUAAACACUGUAGUGGUGCUCUGCGUGUGUAGGUAGUAGACGAGACAUUUUAAAUGUGUGAAUGUUUGGGCAAUUUAGGUGGUAAUAAAGUUUUUUUGUUUUUUUUUAUAAAUAUAUACAUGUAUGCGGGUAUACUAAUAGAUUUCUCUGUCUUUGUUGGUUGAAAGUUUUUUCCCUAGGGACCAAAAUGAUAAUUUUGGAACUAGUUUUGGUCGUUUUUUAAUGUGUACAGGAUCGUUUUAAUGUGUUGUGUGUUUGUGUUUCUAUUUUUUUUCAGUAAUGUUGUUAAUUGAAACUACACAAGGUAAAACUUCAGGUGUUGUAAAAAAAAUUUAACUUAAUAAAAUGACGCUGUUUCUAAUAA
This is a messenger RNA of Acipenser ruthenus (sterlet), 2164 nucleotides long. RefSeq names its product junctional adhesion molecule A-like. The transcript has 10 exons. The record is from RefSeq and is a predicted model, not a curated record. NCBI's taxonomy places the organism in Eukaryota, Metazoa, Chordata, Actinopteri, Acipenseriformes, Acipenseridae. Gene Ontology annotation, biological process: cell adhesion; regulation of membrane permeability; intestinal absorption. The coding region runs from base 242 to 1138 and encodes 298 amino acids. Gene Ontology annotation, cellular component: bicellular tight junction.